This is a messenger RNA of Myxocyprinus asiaticus (Chinese sucker), 4061 nucleotides long. RefSeq names its product transmembrane protein 51-like. The transcript is spliced from 3 exons. The record is from RefSeq and is a predicted model, not a curated record. Bases 288 to 1115 code for a protein of 275 amino acids. Lineage: Eukaryota; Metazoa; Chordata; Actinopteri; Cypriniformes; Catostomidae.
UUGAUUUUGAACAAAGUUCCUGUCUGUCUUUAAGUCCACAAAUAGCACAAGCAGAGUCAGUGGGAAAAGAAUUCGGGUUUUUUGACAUAUUUUCCUGCCUUGGCCUAAUGACAGGCUCGUAAGAACGCGUGUUUCACGUGCGGCUGGGGGCGACACCUGUCCAGGUACUUUCAUGAAAGACGGUGCGAAGGGCGUUGAACUUCGUGGAGAUUGUGAAAGUGGUACACUCAUCAUCCCAGUUUGGACUGCACCCUGCAUGUGUGUAUUCAACUGGAGCAUUUAAAGCUAUGUGCUCCAGUGGGCAGCCUCUGUGUUCAGGAAGUAGACGUUCGCCUAGGAAUGUAGAGGGCAAUAACUCAGGCUCCCAGUAUGCUCUCUGUGCGCUGGGGGUGGGCUUGGUGGCACUUGGAAUUGUCAUGAUUGUGUGGAGCAUAGUCCCUUCUGAAGUAACACAGUUGCAAAAUGGUACAAUUCCAGUUCCAAACGAUGGAUUUCCCAAAGGUAAAGGGAAGUCUUCGUCUGUUGCUUUUGUGCUGGUGGGAGCCGGUAUAGCCAUGUUACUCUUGGCUAUAUGUGUCGGGGUGAGGAACAAGAAACGGAUGAGACAGAGGGAAACUGCAGAAGCAGGCAGUCCUGAAUAUGUGGACCGCGUCCCUGGAGAACAGGACGAGGCAUCAAAUGAAGCACCCAGCUAUGAUGUCCCAACAUAUGAGGAAGCAGUCACCAGCGGACAGUACCCUGUUCGUCAGAGCAACCUGCGACAGAGUUACCAGCUACCCUCAUAUGAAGAUCUCAUUGCUGCUGUUGAAAGUGAAGGCCAGCAACCAAAGGAAGGUUAUGGGCAAGAGGCCCCACAGCCAGCUCCUGGCCCUGGACCCCAGGCUGCAGCGCCUACCUCCAGCUCCCAGCCCGCACGCAGCAGCAGCAGCAGCAGAGCCAGCCGCAUCCUUAGGCCUCUUAGAGUGCGCAGGAUCAAGUCUGAGAAGCUCCAUCUGAAGGACAUUCGGCUGAAUAUUCAAAGCCCUGCACAAGGUGGGGUGGUGACCAUUGAACCACUGACGCCUCCACCACAGUAUGAGGACAAGCCACCUCAACUGCCCACAGAAGCAGUGUAGUCAAUGGAUUUACACUUUACAACUGUGAUAUUUUAUGAUUUGCAUCCACAGUUUCAUUCAUUGAGAGAUAGAAAUGUCAAAAGCUCUCUAUGCUUUUUGGACAGAACACUAAAGCCUAAUUUAAUUGUUUUUGAAUCAAGGUUUAUAUAUAUAUAUAUAUAAAAUAAACUUUCUAUAUUUAAAUAAUUAUUUAUAGGAAGUAUUUCCUCAGUAAAAAGUUUUUUUUACUAUUUUAUGUGACAGUGACAUACUGGACUUUCACAUUUGGACUGCACCUUUCUGCUCUGAAAGUAAGGAUAAUUCUCUUAUCAUUUACUCACACUUAUGUCGCCUCAAAUGACGGACUUCUGCAAAACACAAAGAUACUUUGAUGAAAAUACUGUAAAAUAAGUCAGUGGGGUCCAACACUUUCAAGCUCCAAAAAAGGCGUUAUAAAUGUAAUCCAUAGGACUCUAGUGGUUUAAUCCAUGUCUUCGGAAGUGAUUUGAUCAGCUUUGGGUUAGUAACAGAUUAAUUGGAUAAAUCUUGCCAUCUGUAGUCUCCAAGGUGCAAUCAUAAUUUGAAGCUCGGUAACAUUUCCUUAUGCAUGACGUAUCAACCAAAACCAAUCGUAUCACUUCAGAAGACAUGGAUUAAACCAUUCAAGUCAUUUGAAUUAACGAGCCGUAUAGAUGAAAUUCACAUCAUAACGCUGUCAAAAUAUCUUUGUGUUUGACAGAAGAAAGUCAUACAUCAGUAAAUGAUGAGAGAAUUAUCGUUUUCUAUCGUUUUUAAAAAUUAUCACAAAAUGUAGAGGAAUAUUUAAUGUAACCUAAAUUUUGAAACAAUUUCUGGAUUAAUGUCACAUUCUCAAGAAAUGUCACAAAGGAGGGUCUGGAUAACAAACUAAAAAAGUGCCUUGGGUUUUGUUUUUUGCUGGUUUUUUUUGUAGGUAAUUGAACAUUGUUAAAGUGCAAAUGAGAAUUUAAAAGACUGGUGUGCUAUUCUAUCUGCUGUUUGAAUGUUCCAAAAAAAAAAAAUACUGCCAAUUAACCCUUUUGUGCCUUUUUUUUAAUUAUCAUAAUGUAUUUAUAGGCUUUGAACUAAACAAGCUACUGUGGAUGACCUCUGUAUGCUGUGUUUGUGACUUAAAUUGUCUCAAGCUCUGCAGACAAUACCUUUUAGAAAAACUCAUUAGUUUUAUUGUUCAUUUUAAUUCAUUGGUUGGGGUGUAGAAUCUUUGGAAAAGGUAUGGUGGUACUAUAGCUAAUGGGUAACUGAUAUAAUUAAUAUUUUAAAGCAGAAAAUGUCUGCAUUUGUAUUUAUGUGAAAAUAUGUGUGACUCUAAUCAAAUUGUUUACAUUUUUUUUUUUAGCUUUUGUUCAUCUUGACUUUACCAUAAUUUAAGAAAUAAUGUAUGCUGAUUUAUAGUGCUCCCUGGUGGCUGAGAAUCAAAUUACAAUAUUGAGUGAAAUUUUCCACUCAAGAUAUGAACUGUUCUUGCACUGUUUUAGCCAUAACUUUUGAUAAAUGUUGUCUAACAUACUGAAUAACUAUUUAUUAGGCCUUUCAUUAAGAUGCUUCAGUCGGAUUUUAGAUCAAACAUACGCCAUGUUCAGCACAUAUGAACAAAGAAAUAGGACUGUAUCAAUAUUUAUAAGAUUUUACACUAUGUAGCUAACACACUAGUGAGUGAGUGAGUGCAUAAGUCAUCUAAACCAUGCAAUGUACUGCGUCAUGUUUGGUCUAUUUCUGUAUAAUGUAUCUUUUUUACGAAUUAAUUUUGUAAUAAUAUCACUCAAUUCAAAUCCCUAGUUCAACAAAUUAUUAAUUUCCCAAGUCAUUAUUUUAAUUAAUUUUUUCAUAGUUUUCAUGUUAGUUUUGUAAUUAAAUGUCUUUUUCCAGUCUACUCAUACAUAGGCCUAUUUUUUUUUUUUUUUCAUUUCAGACAUCACCCUAUGCCGAAUGAAACGUUCUCUUUCAUUUAAAGGUCUGUAUUGUGACAGAUGUUUGAGGCCAAAUCAUACUGUUCAUACAUGAGUUGGCCCUGAGAGCUUAACACAACCAAUCAAUCAUUACAUGAAACAGAAUUUAAUUGAAAUUGACUGAACUGAGGGUUGUAUUUCAAGCAGACCUACUUUAGUCAUAUGUGCCAAAAUGAACCAUUAAACAAAUGCCUGAGACUAUCCAAGUUCCACCAAAAACAAAUUAAGCUGUUGGAUGUCACAGUUACACCCAGUCUAAACAAAACAAUACAAGUUAUAUGUCUUUACCAAGCUGUGCUGUAACUUUUAAGGAUGUCAUAUUGACAUUCUAAGAUAAGACAUUCUAACCCAAACCUAACCCUAAACCUAAACUAACCCUAACCCUAACUAACCCUACAAUGUUACAAAGAAUGACGCAAAUAACUAUAAGUUUGGUCGUCGUAGAGAAUGUCAAUUCUACAUCUAUUUUGUUAUUUAAUAACAUUUUAAUUGUCAUCUGCAGUGACAAUAUGUACAUCUCAUUUUCAUUUAAUUUUAUUAACUUGUAUUAAAUAAUGUGUUACAUUAACAAUUAUUUAAGCAAUAUCACACGAGGAGCAAGUCAAAUCAUGAAGCGCAACUCCAGUCUCUGCACAGGACUUUUAAACUAGUGGGAUUUAGUUCGUAAAGGAAUCAGUGUUUUUGAAAAAAACAGUUUAAGUGAACGCAUCGUUGUCGUUCACUUACAUUGUUUCGGUGGUGAACAACUGUGGUUUUUUAACUUAAUGAAUCACUUGAGUCAUGAUCAACUCAUUUGUAACAUAAGAGGCGCUCAUUUGUCGCCACCUACAGGAGUAAAUAUGCAGUCUCCAGAAAUGGUCACUAAACGAAUCAGUGAGUGAUACAGAAAUGAACCAUGAAUCAAAAAAACCCUACUGUUGACAUUAUGUAAAAAAAACAAAAAAAAACAAGCUGUCUUAAUUAAACACUACUUGAAACACUA